AUAAUUCAUCGUACAAUGCACUGCAAUCGCAUGUCCUGUCAACCCAACACCAUGAUCGCCUCUGCUAAUCUUAGUUCUCUCUCAUUCUCUUCCGGUGAGAGUUUCGCCGGGAACUUUCUUUCCCCGGGGUUCUUCUUUCUGCAUGAUGUUCAAAUCUGGGAGCUUCUUCUUGCUCUUUCUGUUUUCGUUGCUAUACAUUCUUUGAGGCAGAAGAAGCGUAAUGGGUUGCCCGUGUGGCCGUUUCUUGGAAUGUUGCCCUCUUUGGUUUCGGGUCUUCAGGGGAAUCUGUAUGAGUGGAUCACCGAUGUGAUUUGUAGUCAAAAUGGUACCUUUAGAUUCAAAGGUCCAUGGUUUAGCAGUCUGAAUUGUGUGGUGACUGCGGAUCCUCGGAACCUUGAGUAUCUUCUCAAGACAAAGUUCUCUAAUUUUCCUAAAGGCUGUUUCUUUCAUGACACGGUUCGUGAUCUUUUGGGAGAUGGGAUCUUUAGCGCCGACGAUGAGACGUGGCAACGACAAAGGAAGACGGCAAGCAUCGAGUUCCACUCAGCUAAGUUCCGGCAACUCACCACUGAGUCAUUGCUUGAACUCGUUCAUUCUAGGCUGUUACCCGUGCUUGAAGAUGCAGUCAACAGAGCAGCUUCCAUUGAUCUCCAAGACAUCCUAUUAAGGCUAACUUUUGAUAAUGUUUGCAUGAUUGCAUUCGGAGUUGACCCCGUUUUGCGGCCGGGGUUGCCGGAAAUCCCAUUUGCGAAAGCCUUCGAGGACUCGACGGAGGCCACAGUGUUCCGUUUUGUCACACCGACUUGUAUGUGGAAAAUCAUGAGAUAUCUUGAUUUGGGGACUGAAAGGAAGCUCAAACAAUCCAUUAAAGGCGUUGAUGAGUUUGCUGAGGAAGUUAUCAGGAGGCGGAAGAAGGAACUCUCUUUGUCAAGUGAUAAAAACUUGCAAAGAUCCGAUCUUUUAUCAGUGUUUAUGGGUCUGAAAGACGAAUAUGGACAGCCAUAUUCGGAUAAGUUUUUGCGUGAUAUUUGUGUGAAUUUUAUUCUUGCAGGAAGAGAUACGUCUUCUGUAGCGUUAAGCUGGUUCUUCUGGUUACUUGAACUAAAUCCGACGGUUGAGGAGAAAAUUCUUGAAGAGAUAUGCAGAAUUGUUGGUAAAAGAGAAGAAGCGAAAAGGGCAGAGUCGCCAUUGGUGUUUAAGCCAGAGGAGAUAAAGAAGAUGGAGUAUUUGCAUGCUGCAUUAUCGGAGGCUUUGAGACUAUAUCCUUCAGUUCCUGUAGAUCACAAGGAGGUGGUUGAAGAUGACAUAUUUCCAGAUGGAACAGUUGUGAAAAGAGGAACAAAAGUGAUAUACGCCAUUUACACAAUGGGAAGAAUGGAGGCCAUAUGGGGAAAAGACUGCAGAGAAUUCAAGCCAGAGAGAUGGCUGAGAGAGGGACGGUUCAUGAGUGAAUCAGCCUACAAGUUCACCGCCUUCAACGGCGGCCCUCGACUGUGUUUAGGCAAAGAUUUCGCCUACUACCAAAUGAAAUUCGCUGCAGCGUCGAUUAUAUACCGAUAUCAUGUGAAGGUGGUGAAAGGUCAUCCGGUGGUGCCGAAGCUCGCUCUGACCAUGUACAUGAAGCACGGAUUGAAAGUAAAUUUAUACAAGCGUCGCGAGAUUGAGCUGCAAAAGUACUAUAGCUAGCUCCAAGAAUCAUGAAUGAAGGCUGAGCUUGUAUGAAUAAAAUAUAUAUAAAUGGUUUCCUUAUAUAUUGCGCUACAUCUAUAAAUAUAUAGGGUUGACUGUAAGAAAAUAUUUUAUUAAAUUAUGUUUGAAUUGUAGAGUCGAUAUUGUUGAGUGGAUUGUUAAUAAGCAGCUAACUGGUGAUGAGUCAUUGGUAUAUACAUUUAGCUUUUCUGUGAUUUUGAUAUGGAAGUUGAGUUGCUAAAUCAAUUGAGCCCAAGAGCUAAUGAAAUGGUGUUUGAUGACA
Messenger RNA from Mangifera indica (mango), 1972 nucleotides. RefSeq names its product cytochrome P450 86B1. NCBI's taxonomy places the organism in Eukaryota, Viridiplantae, Streptophyta, Magnoliopsida, Sapindales, Anacardiaceae. Gene Ontology annotation, molecular function: iron ion binding; monooxygenase activity; heme binding. The record is from RefSeq and is a predicted model, not a curated record.